GUUACUCUCGACUACUGCACCCUCGCCCCUGCUGCUGGAAACGGCUCGAUCGGUUACUACAAGUACCAGAAUGUUCGUUUCGCCGCGGUUCCUACUGGUGACCUUCGUUUCGCGAAGCCGCAAUGGCCUCCCGUUGAGAAGGCCAUCAACAAUGGCAGUCUUGCCGAAUCUGACGUAGACUGUGCAUCCACGGAAGACUGUCUCUACAUGGACGUCUGGGCUCCAGCUAAUGCUCAAGGCCGCAACCUGCCUGUGAUGCUCUGGACCUAUGGCGGUGGUUUCACUGCAGGAUCAAAGUCUCAGAAUACGCCUGAGGGUCUAUUCGAUCUCUCUAAAGAUUUCAUCUUUGUUGCUCCCAACUACCGUCUUGGAUUCACUGGCCUGGCGAAUGGCCCCUCCCUGGCCCACCAGGGUGGCACUCCCAAUACUGCCUUGUGGGACGUUGAGCACGCUUUCAAGUGGGUGCACAAGUACAUCAGCGCCUUUGGUGGAAAUCCCGAUGAAAUCACCGCUGUCGGUUUCUCGGCCGGUGGCUCCAUGCCCCUGUUCCAGAUGACCCGCUUCGCCGGCCAUGCCGAGCAGCUCUUUAGACGUGCCUACAUCAUGUCACCGGGCUUCGUCCCCGGCGCUGGUCACGAGCACGGAGAAGCGUUCUACCAGAACGUCUCCAAGGCCGUCGGUUGCACAGGCGGCGACCUGGACUGUCUGCGCAACGUUGCCUUCACCAACCUGACCGAUGCCGCCAACGAUGUCUACGAAGCCUAUGACUACCAGUUCCAGCCUCGCGUGGACGGCGACUUUGUGGCGGACACCUACGAGGCCCAGCUGUACCAGAAGCACUUCAACUUCAGCGGUCCCCUGGUCAUCUCCCACGAGCAGCAUGAAGCCAACACGGGAACCGACGAGGGC
This is a messenger RNA of Aspergillus aculeatus ATCC 16872, 909 nucleotides long. RefSeq lists its product as uncharacterized. The record is from RefSeq and is a predicted model, not a curated record. The annotation marks the transcript as partial. NCBI's taxonomy places the organism in Eukaryota, Fungi, Ascomycota, Eurotiomycetes, Eurotiales, Aspergillaceae. The transcript is spliced from 2 exons.